Dermacentor albipictus is the source of this 3106-nucleotide messenger RNA. It is a transcript of the gene DppIII, whose product is annotated as dipeptidyl peptidase 3. Gene Ontology annotation, biological process: proteolysis; translation. Gene Ontology annotation, molecular function: dipeptidyl-peptidase activity; structural constituent of ribosome; metalloexopeptidase activity. Gene Ontology annotation, cellular component: ribosome; cytoplasm. The record is from RefSeq and is a predicted model, not a curated record. NCBI's taxonomy places the organism in Eukaryota, Metazoa, Arthropoda, Arachnida, Ixodida, Ixodidae.
CCCGAUCGGCCCGAUCUUUGCGAGCUCUGACCAUGUGCGCAUAGUCUAUUUUGGGCAGCUGCGUUAAUUUCUUUCAAAGCGAGUUCCUUGGAGCACGUGUAUUGCUGCGACGCUCGUCGCGCAUAAAGUAAACAUGUAUCUGCAGAGGAUCAGUCGUAGUUUGAGAACUAAGACACCUGCUCUGCUCGCGUGUCGGCGUGAAAGCUCAAAUGCACAUCCAGAAGAUGUGAUGGUGCAGCAAUAUUUACCAAUGCCCCGUGCUGACCCCGAGGCAUACAGGGACCGCUGGGCGUCCGAGUCAUCGGAGAAGUACACCACGGUUGAGGAAGUGCCUGGGCACUGGCAAUAUGUGGAGCGCCUGAUCCCUCCGGCCACAGUGCCUGAACCUCCAAGGCAUACGGGCCGAACCCCAUCUGGCUGGCAGCCACCGCACCCCGAGGCUCCCAAUCUUCCUUAUUUCGUGUCACGGACGCGCAACCACAUGCUUCCCGUCUACCUCAGGAAAGAGAUACGUGGGCCACGGUUCAUCACGCAGGUGAAGAAGGUCGAAGGAGAUCUUUGGGCGCUUCACAAUGAGCUGAAGGAACACCUCGAGAGCUUGACUGGUACAGAAGUACUCUCGCAAGUGCACGAACUGGGCUCCUAUGUGGGCUACAAGGGUGCCUUUGUGGACGAGCCUGCUGGUAGCGGCAGCACAAGGUUAGGUUUGAAGGUGAAUGAACUUGAAAGCAAUGGCGAUGGUGAUGAUGGCCAUGAGGAGAGCGAAUACCGAUGUCCAUAUAGAGACAUGUCGGACGAGCUGUACUCGAAUGAGACCCCAUUCCUGAAGCUCGAUGCCCGUGUUGCAUUUGAGGGACUCAGCGAUCGGGAGAAGAGGUACGCUCACUACCUCAGCCGAGCGGCCUGGUUUGGUGGACUCAUCGUGCUCUUUCAGACGUCGCGGGAAAGCCCGCUCAUCUUCCUGUUGCUGGAGCGCCUGUUCCGGGCGCAAGACUUGGAUUCACUCAAGGCUCUGGCUUUGGAAAAAGCCGGCUUCGACGAGGAAGAAUUCAAGGCCCUGCUUGUGUACGCUGCUGCAUUCUACUCCAACAUGGGAAACUACAAGGGCUUCGGCGACAACAAGUUCAUUCCGGGAGUGGCGAAGGACAAGCUGGACAAGCUGUUGAGGCUGAGCAAGGCUUGGGAGGCGGAACCUGCAACGCUGGAGCACCUCUGGUCCGAUGUGUCUGAUCCGCUGUACUCACUCCGCGACUCCGAGAAGCAUCUCGGAUUCCCGCCCAAGGCAACCACCACCUACUUUUCAAAAAACUGCACGGAAAAGGAUGCACUUCUCGUGUCCAACUUCCUGAAGCAAAAGGGUAUUGAAGGCUACAUCACGAGGCUAUUCAAGAACCAGGCUGCUGAGGCAGGCGACCAGGAUUGCUACGAGAUUCGCUAUGCAUCUGUGCUGUCUACAGAGGACAAGGAAAGCGCAAAGUUACUGGUGUGUGAUGUGGUGGACAAUAGCCGGGUCACCUUCACUCGGGGCGACUACUCUCCACUGCUCAAGCUCACCGUGGACAACCUUCGGCGUGCUCAGGAGAAUGCGGCUGACGACACCCAGCGGCAGAUGCUGGGCAAGUACAUUGAGAGCUUCACGGUGGGCAGCCUGGAUGCCCACAAGGACGGCUCCCGCUUCUGGAUUCGUGACAAGGGGCCCAACGUAGAGUCGUACAUAGGAUUCAUAGAGACAUACAGGGAUCCAGCUGGCAUUCGCGGUGAAUUUGAAGGCUUUGUCGCCAUGGUGAACCGGCCGCAGAGCGAGAAGUUUGGCAAGCUGGUGGAACAGGCAGAGUCCUUGCUGCAGCUGCUGCCAUGGCCAAAAAGCUUUGAGAAGGACCGCUUCCUGCGGCCCGACUUUACCUCGCUUGACGUCCUCACUUUCGCUGGGAGCGGGAUACCCGCGGGCAUCAACAUUCCAAACUAUGAUGACAUUCGACAAAAUGAGGGCUUCAAGAACGUCUCACUGGGCAAUGUCAUCAACGCUGACGACAAAUCAUCCAAGGCCAACUUUAUGACAGUGAAUGACAAUGAGCUCUUCAACAGGCUGAAAAAUCAGGCCUUCGAGGUGCAAGUGGGCCUACACGAGCUUCUCGGCCAUGGCAGCGGCAAGCUGCUGGUGCGACACAAGGACGGCACCUUCAACUACGACCACGACAACGUGCGGAUGCCCCACGUUGGCUUGGGACCUGACCCCGAAGCCAAGGUGACGAGCUGGUACAAGGAUGGCGAGACGUACGACUCUGUCUUCGGGUCCCUGGGGUCAUCCUAUGAGGAGUGCCGGGCAGAGUGUGUUGGGCUGUAUCUCUGCACUGUUGAAGAUGUGCUGAAACUGUUUGGCUUUGAGGGUGACGUAGGCCAGGACGUGGCGUACGUCAACUGGCUCACCAUGGUGGUUAAGGGGGUCGAGGGCAUGCAGACCUACAACCCACACACCAAGUCCUGGCUUCAGGCCCACUCGCGAGCCCGGUUUGUGAUUAUGCGUGUGCUCCUGGAGGCGGGUGACCUUGUGGAGAUCCGAGAAACGACCGGUGAGGACGGCAAGCCAGACCUGCUCAUAACCGUUGACCGGACCAAGAUUGUCUCCUUCGGCCGCCCCUGCAUUGAGCAGUUCCUCCUCAAGCUACAGCUGUACAAGUCAACGGCCAAUCUGCGUGAGGCCACGGAGAUGUACGAUCGGUACUCCGAAGUGAGUGACAGUGGCCGCUACCCCUUCCUCAAAUACUGGGACAUUGUCAUGGCUCGCAAGAAGCCUCGACGCAUUUUCGUUCAGGGCAACACUGUUCUCAACGGCGACAAAGUGGAGCUCAAGGAGUAUGAUGCCUCUCCUGAAGGUCACCUUCACUCGUGGCUCGAACGUUUUGACGCAAGCACAACCAAAGAACUCGACCGGAUCGUGCUCGACCUGUGGAAGAAAGACAAGGACCACUUCUGAAGCGACCGCAUGUAGAGCCAUCAACGCCUUCUGCUUCAUCACACUGCCUACGAGAGGUGCAUGACAGGGCUUUUACAGUUGCUUGUGCGUGAGACAAUUAAUAAACAAUUGUUUUGUACAUUUGAAAAUAAA